ACCAAUAUAAAGCGGAUUCACACAUUUGAUCUGGACAAACCUAAACCCUGAAGAAUUGGAUAAUUACAAGGAGCUGAACACGUGCCAUUGCAAGCAUUUUUUUUUUGUUUGGUUAUUGGAUUAAAACCAAAGACAUUGCUUAGGCAAAACGCUGAACUAAUAAAGUUCGAGAACAGAACCACUCAGAAUGGCCGAUAAACUUACUGCGCUCGGAAUUGGCCAGCAUAAUGAUUCCGGGUAUAUACGGAGGUGCCGCUUGCUCCAUUUAAAGCCAACGGCGCUCAUCAGUCAGCUGCUGCCCAACUUCCAAGUUUUGCAAAGAGUGCGCUGCCUCUCCGUGGGGAGCAUGUCGCAAGCGGCUCUGGAGGAGGUCUUCACGAACUGCAGGCAGCUGGAGAGCCUACUUCUGUGCGACACGGUGGGUACCGGCACCGUUUACGACAUUCGGAGCAUUUGGCACUGCCAGAUGUUGAAGGUGCUGCUGAUUCCCCUGAGUGUGAGAACGCCACUGGCCGUCUGCUUACUGGAGAACCUCACGCAUCUCACGCUUCAGCGCUACAAAUUCAGUCCAGGAAUGGAGUGGAUGCCCACCGUUCUGACCAUCAUCCGUUACAAGCGGUUCAAUCUCCAUGAAUUCUCCUUUGAUGGAUCCGGGCUGGCCGCUCCCAUGAAUCUUUGCCAGCUUCAGCUGGCCCAAUGCACAGCCCUCACCGAACUGAGAUUGAGCAACUGCCUGCUGGCUGAAAUGGAAAGCCCGCCAUUGCCCUUCUCCUGCCAACGGCUCAGCUUCCGGCGAUGCAAAAUAGGCAAAACGUGUGGUUACAUGCAUCCGCUUCUGAAGAAAGUGGAUCUGUUUAACUGUCAGAUGUUGUUUGAUACUCCCAUGCUACGCCGCCUCCUGAACUUGAGAAGGCACCAGCCCAUCGAAGGACCACUCCUGCUCACCUUUAGCCAGUCCCCCAGACUGCGAUCUGAGCUCUCGAAGUGGUCCCAGGAGGAAGUGAGUGCCAACAGCCAGUGGCUGCAAGUGAAGGAAGUGGGUCCGCACCAGGCAAUUACAUGGCAACAGCCAUACGCUACGCUUUCCAUGAGGUUUGGCCUCUCCGUAAGAUAUAUGCCCGAUCUGAAUCUCCCGGAGGAGAGUAUCCCGAGUGCCGCUGAUGUACUCAGUUCCCUGGAUUCUUCAUAAGGAGUUAGAUCCGCCUAGUAAAAGCACAGGCCUUAGCUAUUCGGUCAUCACUUGAUGUACAAUAUACAGUUCCUUAGUCAACUUUUGACAAAUCACCACCUAAAGUGGGUCUAUGUGAUCUUUCUCUAAUAAAAUCCGAAUAUCAAUAAAAUGUGGGACUAUUUGUCAUUAUUUUUCAACUAUCAAGUUACGUACAUAUAUUCAAAAGGGGAUGCUGGAUUGCAAAUUUCAAAAGGAAUUUCGCAAUUUAAUUGUGAAUUCCUAAGGAAAGCACUUAAAACGCCCCUCCUCUCUUCAGAUAACACAUUUCUUUACUCCCACAAUUUAAUGAAUACAAAUCCCACGUAAAAUACCUCCAGCCGACAGAUGCCCCCAUUCACUUCGAGUGGCACACAACAUAUUAAACAUAUCAAAUCUAAGCUCGAAAGGCUUCGCCAUGUUUGCGUUAGGAUCGCCAUUUUUCCAGGCGGAUGAGUUUUGUUUAUCAGCGAGCACAUAAAUUACGAAAAAGUUGGAAAAAACAAGGAGUAAAGUGAAAUUUAUGUGUACCGCAUGUAAUUAAUAAUAAAAGAAAUCGCGCAAACGAAUUAAAUGGUUCUGUGUGUGUGUUUAACUUGCUUGUUAGCCCGUCCAGAACGGCGCUUAAUUAGACCAAUUCCCCGCCCCCCCAGUCCGCCCACUCACUAACUUUAUGUUUGGGCCAACUUAAUUGGGUCCGAGCAGCAGUGCAGCGGCUAAUCAGGUUAACCAAUCCCAGCAGCAAUGUUAAGCAGCAGGCUUGGGUGUUACCUGGGCGGAGAAAGUCCAAUCGGACAGAUGGAGUGGACAGGUGAUGGCGCAAAGCAAAGAUCGUAAAUGGUAUUCAUGCGGAGUUUGGUUCGAGGUUGGUUCGCUAUCCUUCCUUUCCAUUUAAAAGUGGCAAUCAGUCAUUUCUUAAAUUGAAUGUCGUCAAGCGGUAGGAAAAAUUAGACUUUUUGAAAUAAAUGGAAAUAGAAUAAAUUUGAAUUCGAAAUGGAAAAACAUAAGAUUGGCCAAUCAAAAAAGCAAGUGUCUUUGGCUCUUCCAAUGUGUCAUGUAUAAUAUGUCAUAAUUUAUGAUUUUAUUUAUAUAUUUACAAGAACAAAACAUCCUUGUUGAAACUGGAACACUUGAACCAUAGAAUGUAUCUUGAUCGCAACUUAGCACACCCAGAUCAAACUUCUGGCAAAAAUAGUGUUCAAAAUUCAAUAUAUACCAAGUGAUUUAAAAUGGGACGACUAUCGAUCUUAGUAAAGAAGUUGUAACACUAAAGCUACAUAUGUAUUAACCAGCCUUGAUUACUGCACAAUUGUUAAAGUUUAAAAACUUUAUCAAACGGCCGCCAUCUGAAUUCAUAACGAGAGUAGGAGAAAUCGUGUUAAACGUUCCGGCGUAAUCCCUAAAAUGUUAAGCCCCGCAACAUUUGCUUUUAAUUCCUGCAGAGUUGCAAUGGUUGUUCAGUUUCCAAACGAUAUAAUCCAUGCAUCAUCUCAUGGCAGCAGUCCGAUUAGACACGCCCCCCUGACUGCUGGGUUUGGCCUUUUUCAACUUUGCACUCGAAUGAAUACGAAAUACGAAAAUUCACGCGAAAUUCCCUGACAGAACCCACGACAAAGAUAAAGUCCCCACACCCACCCCACCCACCACCAGUAGACCCACGCCGAACGACCCCCACUUGAAUUAUUAUGUUAUAGCUCCUGGGUGGGGGAGACUCCUGGCCCCAUACUAUAUAUGUACUAUGGGCUCCGAAGCCGAAAAGUUUGCACCAAUCAUUGCUCAACCAUUUGGGCAGAAAUUUUAAAUUUAUUGCCCCAACAAUGCGACAGCAAACAAUAACAUUAACAAAGUAAUAAUUCAAGACCCCUUAAAUGGUUUCAAUUAUGUGCCCAAAAUGUGUGACGAGUGCCGGAAGAACGAAAGGGAUAAUAUGGGUGGUUGGGUUGGGUGGAUGGUCAGGUUGGGUUGGGUAGUCAGUGCCAUGGCAGAAACCCAAAACCGAAAUCAGUUUAUGUGGUUUACUGAACAGUUACACUAAUUACCGCACAACAAAACUGCGGCUCUCAUUUACCGGUGUUGUUCUUGCACUUGUUGUGCCGCCGGUUGCUGUUUUUAUAAACUUUAGUGUGCGAAUAGUUUUUAAUUACACAGAUAUGCUGGCAGCAAGAAAAACAAUUGAAAACCUAACGAGGGAAUAAAGUUUGAAGCUGCCGGCCUCCACUGGCUGGAUUCGUUGCGGAUCCCCCGAUACCCAGUGAUGAUGGAUUGGCCAGUUUUAACUAAUUGAAGCAGUGUCCUUUUGUUGAAUUAAAACAUAAUUCAAUUAGAGUUACGGCAAGCUGAACUAAGUUUAAAGAACAACAGCUUAGAUUAAAAUGAGAAAAUCUAAAAUGUUUUGCUUAAAACCAUUAAAGUGCCAUUAAAGUCUGGUGCUUAUGAGGGAAUAAGUUAGUUUAUAGACCAACAUUAAUGAGCACCUUACUCAAUAAUUAAUGCAUUAAAUGAGUAAUUUUAAAAUUAGACUUCUUUGUGAGAAACAUUAGUAUAUUUCCAACUGAACGUUUAAUUAGCAGUGAGGCAUACCCCAUUUUAGCUGGCCAUAAUCGAGUUCAAACUUACGUCCAAUCUUAUGCAUGCAGUGGGUCAUGUCCGCAAGUUUGCAGAAAAAUUAAGUUACUUAAAGCCAACUGCAGCGGCUACUUAGGCGGAGGAACUGCCUGCAGCUGUGCUGCUCGCUGGUGGAAAGUAGAAAGUGGAAAGUGGAAAACUAUUUCUGCAAAUUGUUCUCGGGCGAAGCGUUUAAUAAAAAUGUAAACUUGAGUGCAACUCGACGCAGUCUCCGCUCACUUUAUGCUCGCAUUUGGCAUAAUAUUAUUUACAUAAUAAAUACUCAGUUGUUGUUUGUUGUGCUGCGCGUAAAUUUGCCGCCCGAGGCGCGACACUGGAACGGGGAGGCGUCCCCCGAAAGUAGGCAAUCCACGGAUGGGGGUGGAUGGGUGCUUGGGUGCCUGGUGACCCCAGCCCACAGUGGGAGUACAAUGUGGGCGGCAUGACUCGGUAAUUCCAGGCCCAUCUGCGGCAUUUUAUGCUCCAAUAAAAUCGCAAUGUGGCCGCGAGCUUAAAGCUUGAUUGGAUCAGGAAAGGGACGUGGAACAGUGACCAGUCCACCAUUGUUUCAUUAGGUGCUCCCAGAAGAGUCAAGUACAGAGAAUUUGCCAAAGAAUGACGACAAUCUGUGCUUGGGAGAUUGAAACACUGUUCAUUAUAAGAUCCCUUCUAGCUGUUCGCCCCAUAAACCAUCCGAAAAUCUAGGGAGUUACAGAGCCUUCUUUAACGCAUAAACUGAAAAGGCAUAUAUCAACUGAUGAACAGGACUAAUAAUCUUAAUUAGGAAUGAAGUGGACACCACUGACGAUAACUGCAAAAAGUUGUACUUCAGCGAUCUGCUGUGCAGCUCUAUCGCGAUGGAUGGGCGAAUUGGUGGACACAUUACUCAUGUUCAGAACAAAGACAUUAUAAUGUAUAGAAUAUUCUGUCUUCGGUCAGAAUAAAUGGUGUAUUAGCCCACUACGACAUAGAAUAUAAGGAAGAUACCAAAGCAGGUCAGGACUCUAGUGCUGGAACACGGUCAGAGGAAAUACAGCUCCUGCUCCGUGAUGUGGCAGGCCACAUCCUCCUCGUUUUCCAGCAAGCCGCCAAGGAGCGAGAAAUUCCGGAGCAGCUGCUCCAACUACAGUGUCAUCUUGAAUGUGGGAAUCUGAGUAAUACACUAAAUUUAAUAAGACAGGCUGGGCUAACGACUCCAAAUUUACCUGAAGCACAACUAUGCCGGCCGGCAAGAUGACCGCAAAAUUUGUGAACAGUCGGACCAAGACCAGGCCACACCCCAACAGCUGAACCACCGCAAGGGCGGCGGAGCUCUGGAGUUGGUCCUGCAGAAAGGCCAGCUGUUCCACCCACUGGAGCAACAUGCCCAGCGCGUCCUCGCACCACCAUGGGCAGACCGGAUGACCUUUUGCCCAGAUCCACCGCCCGUUCUGAAAAGGGGGUCCCCUACUGCGUCGGGAGCAUGUUCCGAGAUUCCUGCUCCAAGCCGCAAGACUACUGCGAGCUAAGAGGAUGACAGUCGUGGCAGUGAUAACAAACGGCGUACGCCAGGCUGAGUAAUCGGUCCGGUCUGCCUUUAGUCUGUGGCACAUCCUGGAGAGAUUGCUUCGCUACGAGGCGUCGUAAGAGGUCCUUUUCCGGGCACAGCUGUCGUUUCGGAAAUUUCAUUUCGUAAUGCGCUCCUGUCCUAUUAACAUACAUAUUGUACCAUCUUCGUAGAAAAACUGAUUUAGAUGAAUUAUAUUUAAAAGAAUUUUUUUAAAUAUGAAAUUUGUAGCCUAAGCUAACUUGAAAUUGGUCCGGAAUCCCAGUCAUCCGAUGGCAUCACUGCUUUUGAAGAGCGUUUCUCUACACAGAUAACCAUCAAAAUAUAUCCCAAAAUGAACCUAGUUUUUAUAAUUUCUCCAUUCAUAAUUUAGGCCCGAGUAUCAUUCCCCAGAGGAAGGCAGCUGGGGGAAUAAUGAGAAUUUCACACGAAAUUAUCCCCCAUCAAUUGCUAAAUUGUUUUGCACCUUGCAAAAAAGGGAAUACAACUUUCAAACCCCCAUACACUUGACCUGAAUGCAAUCGAACAGAUGCCCUGAGCAAAUAAAUUUGCAUUUUCCAUGACAUAUCGCAAUAUGCUGCUGGAAAAUAUAUAUUUUCUAAAAUAUAUAUCGCAAUUUGUCAAUUAAUACACAAAAAGCUUGCCUAAUGCGCUUAAUUUGAUGGUAGGCGGCAAACAAACAGAUUCCGUUGGGUUAUAUGCAAAAUAGUUUGUUUUGGCUUGGAGUCUACUAUUACAUAAUAAAAAUGCUUUAAAUGAAGUUAAGUUAGUACUAAAGUAAAUUAUAAACUUUAAUUGAUCGAAAAGGUAUUCAGCAGAUGGGCAGAAGCGUUUUCGACUCAAUUAAGUAUAUAUAUUUUAUCGUUCCUAACUUUUUUAACUGAAACAUCUUUCGAAUAUUGAGGUACUAUUAAAAGCCGAGGAAGCUUCAAGGUAAAUUGUAUGUAUGUAUGUUCUUAAGGUGCAGUCUUAAACUUCAUAUAUUCCCAUUCGAUAAGAAAGAAGUCCAUUAAAAUGCAGAUAACUUAAAAAAUGGGUAUUUAAUUGGUCUUAAUUCCGGAAAAACUUCCUACAUAACUAACUGACAGCUGCAUUUCGAUUGUUUGUCAGCUUGUCAAAAGACUGAAAUAAUUAUUUGUCCGGAAAAAACUUCGAUAAAGUUUGCCAACUGAUG
Messenger RNA from Drosophila simulans, 6531 nucleotides. RefSeq lists its product as uncharacterized. Lineage: Eukaryota; Metazoa; Arthropoda; Insecta; Diptera; Drosophilidae. The record is from RefSeq and is a predicted model, not a curated record. The transcript has 2 exons. The coding region runs from base 188 to 1189 and encodes 333 amino acids.